CUUGUAAGGCGUCCCUUGACUUAAAGCCGCUCCUGCGGAAUACCUGCACACAAACUCGACAGUAUCCCCAGACUCAUUAGAGCGUCCGCUUUUCGCCACCCACAUAUGACAUAUAUCCAUUCGCUCUACUGCUCCGUCGUCUCGCGCUCCCCCGUCGAGCAAAUGGAAACGGCGGUCGGCGUCCUCUCCCCGCUCAGGCCUUCGUCUUCUCCCACUCUUCCCGUCGUCAACCCUAAACCUAUCCCUAGCAGAGUUUCUCGCCACUCCCUCUGUCUCCGGAAGGAGAUUUUCGGGUGUGGCCUCCGCCCGCCUCGGGCCACUAACGGAAGCAAAAACGCCUUGAGAUUGUCGCGUCGGCGAGUGGAUGUUACAUGCUCGGCCUCUUCAACUGCGGAAGCUGCCUCGGUUACCAAGAAAAAAGAAAUGACAAGGAGAGAUGUGCGGAAUAUUGCGAUUAUUGCCCAUGUAGAUCAUGGGAAAACAACUUUGGUGGAUGCAAUGUUGAAGCAAGCAAAGGUUUUCCGUGACAACCAAAUUGUACAGGAAAGAAUAAUGGACUCGAAUGAUUUGGAACGAGAAAGAGGAAUCACAAUACUUAGCAAAAAUACAUCAAUAUCCUACAAGGGGACUAAGAUAAACAUUAUUGAUACUCCAGGUCAUUCUGACUUUGGUGGGGAGGUUGAACGUGUCCUCAACAUGGUUGAAGGAGUUCUUCUAGUGGUAGAUUCUGUAGAAGGACCGAUGCCACAGACAAGAUUUGUUUUGAAGAAAGCUUUAGAAUUUGGACAUGCUGUUGUGGUUGUCGUGAAUAAAAUUGACAGGUCUUCAGCUCGUCCAGAUUUUGUAGUCAAUUCCACAUUUGAACUUUUUAUUGAAUUGAAUGCAACUGAUGAACAGUGCGAUUUCCAAGUGAUUUAUGCAAGUGGCAUCAAGGGAAAAGCAGGACUUUCUCCAGAUAAUCUGGCUGAUGAUCUUGGCCCACUUUUUGAGGCUAUUCUUAGAUGCAUACCAGAACCUCGUAUUGACAAAGAUGGUGCAUUACAAAUGCUUGUAACAAACACCGAGUAUGAUGAGCAUAAGGGGAGAAUAGCGAUUGGACGACUACAUGCUGGGGUUUUGCAGCGAGGCAUGGAGGUGAAGGUCUGUACGUCAGAUGAAACUUGCCGAUAUGGGAAAGUAAGUGAACUUUUUGUUUAUGAGAACUUCACAAGAGCUCCGGUUGAGAGUGUCGUAGCUGGUGACAUUUGUGCUGUCUGUGGCAUCACUGAUAUAAUGAUUGGGGAAACUAUAGCUGAUAAAAGUUCUGGAAAGCCAUUGCCUACCAUAAAAGUAGAGGAGCCAACUGUGAAAAUGUCUUUCUCUAUCAACACUUCAUCUUUUGUCGGCCGAGAGGGUAAGUAUGUGACCAGCCGAAAUCUCCGAGAUAGGCUAUAUCGUGAACUCGAGAGAAACUUGGCAAUGAGAGUUGAAGAUGGUGAGACAGCUGAUACAUUUAUUGUUAGUGGGAGGGGCACACUACAUAUCACCAUCUUGAUAGAAAACAUGCGAAGAGAAGGAUAUGAGUUCAUGGUGGGGCCACCGAAGGUCAUAAACAAAAUGGUAAACGAUAAGCUGCUGGAGCCUUUUGAGAUUGCUACUGUAGAGGUGCCAGAGGAAUACAUGGGACCUGUUGUUGAACUUCUUGGUAAAAGGCGGGGGCAAAUGUUUGAUAUGCAAGUGGUUGGAUUGGAGGGAACAACCUUAUUAAAAUACAAGAUUCCUACUAGGGGUCUUCUUGGCCUGCGAAAUUCAAUCCUAACAGCUUCUCGUGGCACAGCUAUUUUGAACACUGUAUUUGAUAGCUAUGGACCAUGGGCUGGAGAUAUCAGCACACGAGACCAAGGCUCCUUGGUUGCCUUUGAAGAUGGAACUAGUACUUCUUAUGCUCUGUUUAGUGCACAAGAAAGAGGCCAGAUGUUUAUAGGUCCUGGCAUGGAAGUGUACAAAGGUCAAAUAGUUGGUAUCCAUCAAAGGCCUGGCGAUUUAUCCCUUAAUGUAUGCAAAAAGAAGGCUGCAACAAACGUUAGAUCCAACAAGGAACAGACAGAUUACCACUACUCGGAAGCCACCUCACAGCCCAAAUCCAAUCCGCAUGGCAGCCACAACAACCUGAAAGUCACGAAAAAAUCGGUCGACGAAACGUGGUUCUUGACACACCGUUGAGUUACAGCUUGGAUGACUGUAUUGAGUACAUUCAAGAAGAUGAACUAGUAGAAGUUACUCCUAAAAGCAUCCGUAUGUGCAAAAACCCGAAAUUUGCAAGGAAGUAAAAUAUUGUGGAGAAAAGCGUGUUACAGCUCGACAACCAAUGGUACACUUAAUUUGAGAAGCUUUUGUAGCAUUGUUUCGCUCCAGUAAAAUAUGGUGCUCAAUGAUACUUACACAAUCUGCUGCAGAACCUUGGAACUUUGGUAUGGGACUAACAAUUUCUUUAGUGUCAUGAUAGUAAAUAUAGCUCAUCUAUGAAUUAUGACCUAUUGCAGCUUUAUCGCCACGAUGUUAGUUCCUCAAAGAAAGAAGAAAGAAAAAUCACAAUAUUGUUGAUUCCCUGAUAGUUGUAUACUAUUCUUUUUUCUUGUAUAUUUCUUUUGUUAUUACAGGGUUUUUUUUUUACCUAUUUUAAAUUGCUUUAGAUGCAUACGUGAAACUUUGUAUGCUUUUAGACGUUGACGUAAUGAUACAAGUAGAAUUCUGAGGUGA
Molecule: messenger RNA, 2739 nt
Organism: Ananas comosus (pineapple)
Lineage: Eukaryota; Viridiplantae; Streptophyta; Magnoliopsida; Poales; Bromeliaceae
Product: GTP-binding protein TypA/BipA homolog
Exons: 15
Coding region: 106-2202 (698 amino acids)
Cellular component (GO): cytosol; ribonucleoprotein complex
Molecular function (GO): GTP binding; GTPase activity
Source: RefSeq, a predicted model, not a curated record